Molecule: messenger RNA, 1421 nt
Organism: Theobroma umbraticum
Lineage: Eukaryota; Viridiplantae; Streptophyta; Magnoliopsida; Malvales; Malvaceae
Product: Clathrin light chain protein
Biological process (GO): intracellular protein transport; clathrin-dependent endocytosis
Cellular component (GO): clathrin coat of trans-Golgi network vesicle; plasma membrane; clathrin coat of coated pit
Molecular function (GO): structural molecule activity; clathrin heavy chain binding
Source: RefSeq, a predicted model, not a curated record
UAUCCACCCCUAACCCAACGAACUCCCUCUUCCCUCUCUGGAUCCGAACUCAACGAUCUAUCCCGAGAAAAAAUAGCUCAUACCUGAUGCCCCCAUACUCCCACCGCAACCCACCAACAUAACCAAAGCUCCCUCUAUCUCUCCCAUUCAACAUGGCGUCCUUCGACACGAUGAGCAAUGACGGAGGAGAAGAUCACAAUUCCUCCUCUCGCCCUCUUGACCACGACGCCGCCUACAUGGGCUACGACUCCUCCUCUUUCCCUCCUCCCCAUGCUUUCCCUUCCGAUGAUCUCACCAAUGAUCCUGCUCACGACACCAAUGAUUAUUUUGACACUACCAACAACAAUGACCUGCACUCUCCGGAUGUUUACGGGUUCGGGAUACCCGCGACCGACACUGACUACGCGACGCCUUUUGAUAUGUCUCUGAAGGAUGGAGUUGGAGAUGUUGAUGGUGGUGCAAUUGGUGGUGAUGAUGAUGAUGGGAUUUUUGCCUCUGAUGGGCCGAUGUUGCCUCCGCCUGAACAGAUGCGAGAGGAAGGCAUCGCGAGACGUGAAUGGCGCCGCCUAAACGCCAUCCAUCUUGAGGAAAAGGAGAAAAAAGAGAAGGAGAUGCGGAAUCAGAUCAUUGCUGAAGCAGAAGAAUACAAGCGAUCUUUCUAUGAGAAAAGGAAUCAAAAUUGUGAAACCAACAAGGCUAAUAACAGAGAAAGAGAGAAGCUGUACUUGGCUAACCAAGAAAAGUUCCACAAAGAAGCUCACGAGCACUACUGGAAAGCAAUUGCCGAGCUCAUUCCUUGUGAGGUCCCUAAUAUUGAAAGGAGGAGAGGGAAGAAAGAUCCUGACAAAAAGCCUUCAGUUGUUGUCAUUCAAGGUCCAAAGCCUGGGAAGCCUACUGAUCUUUCUAGAAUGAGGCAAAUUUUCUUGAAGCUGAAACAGAACCCUCCACCUCAUAUGAUGCCUCCACCGAAAGAUGGUAAGGAUGGCAAAAAUGGAAAAGAGGAGAAAGAUGGAAAAGAUGCAAAAGAAAGGAAGGAUGCCAAGAAUGACAAAAAUUCAACUCCAACUGAUUCCAGUGCUCCUGCUGAAAAUAAACCUGCUUUACCAGGGAAAGAUCCCGCUACUGACGGUGCUCCGGAGGAACCAAAACCAGAGACCCCAGCUCCAGCUGAGGCUGAGAAUACAGCUAAACCUGAUGCUGAUGAUUCCAAGUGAUGACAACCAUAUUUUUUUUUCCUUUUCUCGUGUUUAUAAUUUCUUGGUUUAUUUUUAAGCUUGGCUUAACCAUUCCUGAUGGAGAAUAAGAGCAGAGACCCGCAGAUGACUUUGAAAUCUGCUGCAUGAGCAGCAGAGAGCUUUCUUCCUAACUUGAUUUUGAAAAUGUAAUUUGUAGGCACUAUAUUUAAAGGAAGAUUCUCUAUU